AAAUUUACUGUUGAAGGACUUCAUUCUUCUGAAAUUACUUCAUUAGAAUGGUCAAAAAAUGGAAUUAAAUUUUUUAGUGGUGAUGUUAAUGGUGUUGUUGUUUGCACUGAAAUAGAUCAUUUGGAGCAUCAAAGCAGAUCUCGGAUAUUACUGAAUGAACAAAGUCAAAUAGUCCAACUGAGUUACAACAGAAUGCACCUUGUUGUGUCCACACUUUUACAGUCUGUGAUAUACUCCUUUAUACAUAAUAAAGUUGUGAAAAUUGGGCAAAAAGAUCGAAAAAGCCCAGGGAACUUUGGUGCAGUUAUUAUAGAUGGUGGUAAUAUGGAAGAUGGUAUAGUGCUUGCAGCUCGACCUGGUCAAAGGCUAUGGAAAUCCAACAUUUCUGGUGUAAUCCAGGAAACCAUGAUUUUCAAAAGUGCUUUAUCUCAGGAACAUCCUCAAGUGCAGUAUCUGACAGAAUCAAUAAACCAAAUUAAUUUAGCUAAUGUGCAGUUUGGUCAACUUGCUGUAUAUGAUGACAGUUAUAUCCUAAUUUGGUCUGAUUCUGCUGUGCUGCUCAUUGAUCCAGAACAGAAAUCUGUAGUUUCUUCUUAUCAGAAGACAAACAUUGCUGAUGUUGCCACUUUCAAGGAUGAAAUUUUUGUGUUGGUUGGUUUACGCCACAUUAUUCGAAUUGCACCCAGUCCAGAAAUUUAUUCCUAUGAAAAAGGUGCAGAAGAAUCAUCUUUAAUUGAAGACAUUUUGGAACCCUUUAAAGAUUUGGGUUUAGUGAAGGAACGCGGCGAUACUUUUUCUGCCACAACAGAGAAUAGUUCUAGCCUUUUUAAUUGGUUAAGGAAAAAGAGAUCAGUGAGUACGCCAGCAGCUUUAACACCAGAGAAAAAAGCUGAAGUAAAUAGUAUUAAACUACCACGUGAAGAAACUUUGCCAGAUGUUGUAAAAUUAGAAUCUUCAGAUUGCAUUCCUAUUAAACUUGAUGAACAUUUCAUUUCUGCCGAGGAUUCUGAAAAUGCUGAUUAUGAUAAUAAUUCAAAGGAAAAUGAUUUUGAUGAAAUUGUCUUCAGGCCAAAGAAAAAAAAGAAGGCAAAAAAAGUUCGUUUUCAAAAGGCACUUGUAGACAAACACAGCAAGAAUUCUUCAGAUACAAAUACUGAACUGAAAACUUCCUUAAAGACUGAUGAACAGUUAGAUAACAAUGCAGAAAAGAAAAAAACACAGAUUGCAAUUGAUGUUCCUGAUUCUUUAGAUCUAGAAAUCAAUGAUGAUGUAGCAAUUAAUGAGAUGGGCAGUACUGACUUAAAACAAUCUUUAGAUUUAAAAGUGAAUCAUAGUGAUCAUAAUGAUAAUAAUGUAUCAAGAAGUGAUACAGACAAUACUGAGUUGCAAAAUACUGCAUCUUUAUAUAGUGAUAAACCAUCUGAAACUCAGUAUGAUGCUAGUCAAAGAAAUAAUAUAUUUAAUACGGAACUAGAAAAUAUUCCUCUGUCCAAUUCUAAUGUUAAAUUGUCUGAUUCUCAAAUAGAAAAAGAUGUUAAUCUAAACUUGUGUGUUUCUGAUUCUCUUCUUUCUGAGAAUGAUAAAACGUCCUCAAGUUUAUUAAGUAAAAUUAAUGAUAAUGCAAAUUAUAGUGAUUUGUCUAAUCAGCAAACUCACAGUACUGAUAUAAACAGUAGAGAUGCUUCUUGUGAAAAUUGUAACGUUUUAGAUGAAAUAUAUCAAUCUUUAGAUAAUGAAAUGUAUGUAUCUAAGCAAUCAAAUCUUCCUUGUUCUGCCAGUCAAAGUGAUAUUAAAUCAGCUGAGGAACCAGAAACAUUAUCUGAAUUGGAAUUUGAUAAGGAAUUGCCAAAGUAUGGAGUGGAUUGGGUGCAGUACAAAGCUCCUGAGCUGUUACUAGAUCUUUGCACCAGCGAUGAACACAUAUUUUGUGUGGAUAUCAGGAAUCAAAUGUACUUUUCUAAAUAUCCUGUUUUAGGCCUUCAUUGGAUGGAACUUAGCCAGCCAGCAGAAAAGAUAGCAGUUUCUCCUUCAGAAACUGUUGUAUGGGCUCUUUACAAGGGCACUAUUUAUGCUGCUGUUCAUAAAUCUGUUUUGCCAUGGGUUGAAACUGAAUGGCUGUCUGUUGCUCGAGAUAUUGUGUCAAUUGCAGUUGAUGAUGAUUGUGGUUGGUAUGUUUCUUCUAAUGGUCAUCUUAUAAGACAGAACAAUUUAACUCCUUCUCAACCUUUUGGAUAUCCAGAAGUAGUCCCUAUUAAAGUAUCUGCAUUACAAGUUGCUGUCAGGAAAGGGGUUGUGUGGAUUCUGACAAUAUCUCGGAGUUUGUUUUGUAAAAAAUAUUCAAAAGGAAAGUUAACAUCUCAGUGGAAAGAAAUUCAAUUGCAAGAUAUUCCUCCAGUUGAUAGCAUUUAUCUAGGAAAUCAACAAACAGGAUGGAUUGUGGACCAGAAUAAUGCUAUAUAUUUUAUGAUCGGGGUGACACCUGAAUCUCCAGAAGGCAUAGGAAAACCAUGGGAGGUUGAAGCAAGCAAUUAUUUAUUCCAACCUCCUGCUCAACUUCCAGCUGCUGUUCUAAAGGCUCUUAACAAUGAAAUGUUAACUAGCUUUAUUAGAGGAAAGCAACAUCUUUGCUUAUCGGCUUCAGUAUCUGGUGUAUGGUUUUGCAAAUCUUUUGAUAACCUGCUGUAUUCAAAUCAAAAGAACGUCAUUGGUCAUUUAUGGGAUCAGUUUGUCCCUCCUAGUACUGCAUCAGCAACAAAAUGGACUCUUAUUUCAGUCAGAGGUAGUUUCCAAUAUCGAGAUUCCCUGUGGUUUGUGAAUAAGGCAGAUGAACUUUUUUGUCUAUGCAACUCAAAUAGUCUUGUGGCUGUUGAACUUCCGUCUAUAGCUGGUAUUCGUAUGUUGGAGCCUUGCUCACAGUCGUUGUGGCUUUUAUCUCAAUGUGGAGCAAUUUAUGUUAGAAGAGGUAUUACACUUACCUGCUUGCAAGGUGGCUGGUGGCAAGCAUUAGAUUUAACACAACUUGGUUCUACAAGUAUCACCCAUAUUAGUUGUGCCCCGCAUGUUUCAUGGGCUUGCACAGAAGAAGGUAGUGUCUUGUUGAGAAUUGGUUCACUUUCUCCUUCUGCUCGUUCAAAACUUCCUCAAGCGUGGAUUCCUGUUUCAUCAGAUGUAGAAGAAAGUUCUUCUUCUUUUGUAGAAAAGGUAUAUGUAGGGCCACUCGGUUAUCCUGUAUGGGUUAUUGAUAGUAAACAUAAUGUUUAUGUCCGUGAAGGUGUGGAGAACAACUUGCCCAUUGGAAAAAAGUGGAUACUAGUCCCUGAACUUCCCGCACAAGAAUUAUGCAUUAGUAAACAUGCCGUAUGGCUUUUAUGUUCAUCUGGGAAAAUAUAUAGAAGAUUUGGAAUUUCAGAAAAAAAUCCAUGUGGAGAUUAUUGGAAACAAAUACCUGGCAAUAUGAAUUAUAUAUCUGGUAAGGUGCAAGAUAAUUUAUAAAAUUCUUUUAUUAAUUGUCCUUUUGUGAAUAGUGUGUAUGUUUGGAAGUAUUAUUAUUUAUUUUUUGACACUUUUUACUAUCUGUCUGUAAAUUAUUCUUGUUUUAAAAUGUGCAGUGGUGCCUUAUAUAACAAAUGUGUGCAGAGACAGAAAAAUGUCUUGCAUUAUGAAUCAUGCACAAAUUUUAUAACAUUAAACCUGAAGCUAAAUAUGUUUUAUUUUCUUUUCUAAUGACACAUUAAUGCAAAAAAAAAAAAAAAAAAAAUGGUUUGCCCAAAAACAAUGAUAUAUAUGUCUUGUAUCAUGAAUUAUAAGUAAUAAUGUAAAGGAUAGGACAGGCCAACGUACUUUUUAAUAUUUUAUUAUCACUGAAGAACUGCAAGCAUUUCUUGACCAGGAACCUAAGGAAGCCCAGAAAGAAGUUUCUGUGAGUAAGGAAGAGAAGAACAGAAAGAAUCCAUCCUUGUUGCAACUAUCAUCAGGGCUUGAUUUUUCAGUGGUAGAAAAAUACAUUUCUUUCUUUAUUUAUUUUUAUUUAUUUAUUUAUUUUUGCCAUAUACAGUUUUGUCUUCUUUGGCAGCAUAUGACAAAGAUAAAUGCAUAAGUGGGCUCAGACCUAAUAUCGACAUGACAAAAGGCGAGACCUAAGGGCGAGAAUAAAGCAAUGCCACAGAUAUACUGCUCUCAAGAGAAUCAGUUAGCAAACAUGACUUCAGCAGGUGAAACACGCUCUGAUUCUACCCUGUAAAACCUUGCUUUAAAUACUAUCUCUUUCUACCUCAUUUCAAUACAUGCAAACUAGAAAUUUUCAUUCUGGGAGGAAAAUGGAAAGAGAGAAAGAUAGCAAAGGUAAUUAACAUAAAAUAACUAAUUAGAUGUUUAAAAGUUACUUAUUUCUUGUUGCUAUUUGGAAGCAAGAUGUUUUCAGUGAUAACUCAUCUCUCACUAUUACCACUUGUACUCUACUCUCUCUCCACUGCUAGAGUACUUACUACUCUCUAACUAAUACCACUUCCCAUACUAUACAAAACAUUUUGUGAAUUGAGUGAUUUGCAUAAAAAAAUGCUAUUGCAAUAUAGAUUAGGUUUGUUAUGCAAGGUACCUCUGUACUUUAAUUAUAAAGUACUUUGUUAUGUAAAUUAAAAUUUUUAUAAAAAUUGCUUAAUUUAUAAUUAAAUUGUAAAUCUAUACAGUAUGUUGGCAAGGUAAUUGUAUUAUAAAUUUGUACUAUAUGUUUUAGGAUCAUUAAAAAUCAUA
This is a messenger RNA of Stegodyphus dumicola, 4749 nucleotides long. RefSeq names its product tectonin beta-propeller repeat-containing protein 2. The record is from RefSeq and is a predicted model, not a curated record. Lineage: Eukaryota; Metazoa; Arthropoda; Arachnida; Araneae; Eresidae. Gene Ontology annotation, molecular function: protein binding.